AUGCGCACAAGAGGAGUACUCCACCGGGAGCAAGUGAAACUAACGACUCGUGUAAGGCCCAGCUCCCAGAAAAGUGGGACCAGGGUGAUGACGACCAUUGUGAUGAGAGAUAGAAGCAAGAACAGAAAACCCCUACAGAAGGGGAGAAAUCUCAGCAUCGAGGCUAUUCAGACUGUUCAAGCAUUGAAGCGGGCUGCCAUACACUCUGAGAGAUCUUUGGAGCAAGUAUUUGAUGACAAAUUCAGACGUUUAUUGAAGUUUGAUAUGAUUGCUGUUCUUCGUGAACUCCUUCGCCAGAAUCAAUGUCUUCUGGCAGUCCAGGUUUUUGAGGAUGUCCGGAAAGAGGACUGGUAUAAGCCUCAGUUGUUGCUCUAUGCUGAAUUGGUUACAGUUUUGGGGCGCAAUGGAUUUCUCGAGAACGUGGGGUUGGUUAUCCGUGCUCUAAAAGGCGAAGACAAUAUAAAUGCAGCAGAUCUUGAGGGCUUUAAUGCAUUGCUGGAAAGUUUGAUGGAUUUAAAUCUCACUGGAUUGGCGAUGGAGUGCUUUUACUUGAUGAAAUCAUUCUCGUGCGACCCAGAUAGACGGUCGUUUAAAAUCCUAAUAGAUGGUCUUAAAUUAAAUGGAGAAUCGAGCCUUUUGGAUGUUGUCCACAAGGAUGCCAAAAAAUGUUAUGGGAAUUUUGUAGAUUUCCUAGAGGAAGAAACUGAGGUGAGCACAUAA
Striga hermonthica is the source of this 720-nucleotide messenger RNA. The record is from the annotation of a GenBank genome assembly. Lineage: Eukaryota; Viridiplantae; Streptophyta; Magnoliopsida; Lamiales; Orobanchaceae.